Messenger RNA from Aspergillus heteromorphus CBS 117.55, 1546 nucleotides. Its product is annotated as NAD(P)/FAD-dependent oxidoreductase. Gene Ontology annotation, cellular component: cytoplasm. The transcript has 3 exons. Gene Ontology annotation, molecular function: flavin adenine dinucleotide binding; electron-transferring-flavoprotein dehydrogenase activity. Bases 238 to 1497 code for a protein of 419 amino acids. The record is from RefSeq and is a predicted model, not a curated record. NCBI's taxonomy places the organism in Eukaryota, Fungi, Ascomycota, Eurotiomycetes, Eurotiales, Aspergillaceae.
CCCGACCCCGACUGCUUGCUGCCAACCUCACUUUUCUUUCUCUCCACCCUCCACUCUCCCUUGAUUUUCGUCACCACCACAUUUACAAAGUCAGAGGACGUUAAUAUUCAAUAAACACUCACCCCCUAUCUCCUUCACCACACCACCACCACCACCACCAGUACCCCCUCACCCCCUCAACAAACAAACAAACAAAAAAAAAAAAGCAAAACAGAAAGAAAAGAAAGGGAAAAAAAAAUGCCCACCCCAACAACCAUCCUCAUAAUCGGCGCCUCCUACGCCGGCCUCCCCAUCGCCCACUCCCUCCUCUCGCACACCCAGACCACCCCGUCUCCCCAAACCAAAACAAAAAUCAUCCUCCUCAACCCCACCCCAACCUUCUACUGGAACGUGGCAUCCCCGCGCAUCCUCACCAAACCCUCCUUCUUCCAACCCGCACAGUACCUCCUCCCCAUCGCGGAGGGGUUCUCGGCCUACAGCUCCAACUCCGACCAAUUCGAGUUUGUCUGUGGCUGGGCGACGGCUAUUGAUCACGUGCGUAAGACGGUGGCGGUUGAUAAGACCCGAUCCAUCAGCUACGACUACCUCGUGCUCGCGUCCGGGAGUUCCCCCAAAGCGACCCUGGGGUUCGUGGAGGGCGAGGCCACGACGGAUGUGUUUCCGUUCAAGACGCCUGCUUGGUCGGAUGACACGCAGGGGAGCAUUGAGGUUGCGCAGCGGGUGGUUUCGGCGGCGAGGCGGGUGGUGAUUGGCGGGGCGGGGCCGAUUGGGGUGGAGACGGCGGGGGAGUUUGGCGAUUUGAUUGCCGAGCGGCAGAUGAAGAUGAAGAUGAAGAUGAAGGGGGGUGGUGAUGGUGAUGGCGAUGGUGAUGGAGAUGGGCUGGAGGUGACGCUGAUAUCCGGCACGGAGCGGGUGUUGUCGAUGCUGAAGCCUUCUGCCAGCGCGGCGGCGGAGGCGGGGUUGAACUCUACUACUACUACUACUACUACUACUACCUCUGCUGCUGCUGCUGCCUCUGAAGAUGGACAUGGACAUGCGCAUGCGGAAACAAACGGAAAAUACACAAUCCACCUAUCCGACAACACGACCCUGCAGUGCGACAUCUACAUCCCCACCACCGGCGUUGUCCCCAACAACAGCUUCAUCCCGUCGUCCGCGCUGGACCCCUACGGCUGGGUGCGCGUCGACAAGGAGCUGCGCGUCGAGGGCAUGGAGGGCGUGUACGCGGCCGGCGACAUCACGAUGCAUUCGCAGCGGCUGGCGUUCAAGGCCGGCGAGCAGGCGGGCGUCGUCGCGGCGAAUCUUCUCGUCGAUGUGACGGGCGCGGGGAAGCGCAAGACGUAUGCGCAGGGGAACUCGGUGCUCAUGCUUGUGCCUGUCGGGGCGAAUGCGGGGACGGGCCAGUUGUUUGGGUGGGUGCCGUGGGGGUGGUUGGUGAGGUGGUUGAAGGGGAGGGAUUUUAUGGUUGCCAGGGCGAGGGGGGUGGUGUUUGGGUAGGUAUGAUACUGUUUAUUAGGGUUGAUGAGGGGAGACGUGGUGAGGAGGG